Armigeres subalbatus is the source of this 1643-nucleotide messenger RNA. RefSeq names its product zinc finger protein 90-like. Gene Ontology annotation, biological process: regulation of transcription by RNA polymerase II. NCBI's taxonomy places the organism in Eukaryota, Metazoa, Arthropoda, Insecta, Diptera, Culicidae. Gene Ontology annotation, cellular component: nucleus. The record is from RefSeq and is a predicted model, not a curated record. The transcript has 3 exons. The coding region runs from base 182 to 1564 and encodes 460 amino acids. Gene Ontology annotation, molecular function: RNA polymerase II transcription regulatory region sequence-specific DNA binding; zinc ion binding; DNA-binding transcription factor activity, RNA polymerase II-specific.
UAUUGAACAAAAUUCCGUAACCUCUCUACUUUUUAAGUCGAUACUGGCCUUAACCAAUAAAUAAAUUGUGUCGUCGCGGUCAUACUCAUUAUGUAUUAAAUACUAAAUAUCAUUUCAUUGAAACAGUAUAUUUAAAACAAUACAAUUGUCAAGCGAUUUGUAAUAAUAACAAUACGAAGCAAUGUCGUUAGAAACAGCUGGACAUUCAAGCGUUCAAAGAUCAACAAAAAAUAGUGAAGCUAUCAACUAUACAGAUUUGGUUAUAAUAAAAGAAGAACCUCAAAUUGGACAAUCCCAGCAUGAUAGACCAUUAGAAAUGUUUUGUACGCUUUGUCUGCGCAAAUGCGCUUCGCACAUGUUGCUUGACUUUAGUUCCUACGUAGACCAAGGAGUUAUCGAAACAGAUGUAGCUGAGCAGAAAGUACAAUAUGCGAUUGGUUUCGCAGUGAAACUGGAACAACGCAGCAUUUGCAUCACCUGCUGGAAGUUAAUAGAAUUAAUAACGGAUUUUAAAGAAUGUUGUAUAAAGGCAACCAAUAAACUGGAAGAUAUCCCAACGGGGUUGAUCAGUUACGAUGAGUGGAAUACCGACGAUAUACAAAAUGGGAUUGAUCAGUAUCGUAAGAUCAUUUCGAACCAUGCAGUUAUAAUUGAUAUGGAUUGUGAAGAGAUUUCCUACGAAAGCCUUGAGUCUAAAACAAUUUGUGAACAAAUGAGUGUCUUUCCAGAUGUAACAGAGUACGAUUUGCAGACGCUCAAAAAAGCAAAAGUUCAAAAGAAGUCGACUUCAGAUGGAAGAUGCAUAAGAAAAAGUUCUACUCAAGUCAGAGCAUCAACUGGUGUUGAUAAAAUAUCACCUGAAGUUAAAGACGAUGGGAAAGUUCGAAGCAAUUCUACUUUAGAACAAGAAAUCAAUGAGAUGGAAAAGGACAAUUACCAGGUAACGAUCGCAACCUGUGAAAUCUGUAACCGGAACUUCGACGGCAAUCGUGCCCUAUAUCUGCACAAAAAACAUUGCACAACGGAGUCUCCGUCGAGCAGAUCCUACACCAGUUGCCCACUUUGUACGGCUUCGUUUAUGGACAACUACGCCUUGAAAUUCCAUCUGAACAAACACAAAGGUGUCCGACCGUUCAAGUGCCGGAAGUUUUGCGAUAAAACUUACACCAGCAACUUUGCGCGCAUCAAACAUGAGCGCAGGUACUGCGUAAAGGAAGGCCGUAUCUGUCCAAUUUGCGGAGCGUCGCUGAAGAAUGACAGCACGCUUAACUCUCAUAUGCAGAGCUUACACGGCGAAGCUAAAUACGAGUGCAAAAUCUGCGAUAGGAAGUUCCGGAGUCAGCGCGCUUUCUACGACCAUAGACGAGUACAUUCGGAUGAGCGGAAGUAUGCCUGCACUGUGUGCGAUAAGGCUUUCAAAAGCCCGUUUGCGCUCACCACUCAUAAGCGUAUUCACACGAACGAGAACCCCUUCGCCUGUCACCUAUGCGAGCAGGCUUUCAACUACAAGGUUCUUCUGAAGACACACAUCGAGCGAUACCAUGGAUCGAAUAGCAUCGGAUGAAAGUGAUUUUUUUACCAAGAUUAUAAAUUUUAAAAUAAAAUAAAUAGAAAACGGACUAUUACAUUACCGCUAGUAGUAA